Messenger RNA from Corvus hawaiiensis (hawaiian crow), 2051 nucleotides. RefSeq names its product suppressor of IKBKE 1 (gene SIKE1). Bases 86 to 778 code for a protein of 230 amino acids. The record is from RefSeq and is a predicted model, not a curated record. The transcript has 4 exons. NCBI's taxonomy places the organism in Eukaryota, Metazoa, Chordata, Aves, Passeriformes, Corvidae.
GGGCCGAGAGGGACUGAGGGGGGAGAGCGGCGGCGGGGGCCGCGGGGAUAUGGGCCCGCCGCGGGCGUGAGCAGCGCUGCCCGCCAUGAGCUGCACCAUCGAUAAGAUCCUGACGGACGCACGGACGCUGCUGGAGCGGCUGAAGGAGCACGACACGGCGGCCGAGUCGCUCAUCGACCAGUCGGCCGUGCUGCACCGGCGCGUGGCCGCCAUGCGGGAGGCGGGCGCGGGCUGCGCCGACCAGGUGAGCGCGGGUGGGGCGACCCCCGUGUCUCGGCAGGGCCCGGGCAGGGCGGCCGGGCCGACCCCCGUGUCUCCUCGGCAGGGCCCGGGCGCCGCCGCGGAGCGACCCGACCCGUCCCGGCUGCGGCCGCACGUGGUGCUGGCGCAGGAGAACACACAGAUCCGCGACCUGCAGCAGGAGAACAGGGAGCUGUGGGUCUCGCUGGAGGAGCACCAGGACGCGCUAGAACUCAUCAUGAGCAAGUACAGGAAGCAGAUGCUACAGCUUCUGGAAGGGAGAAAACGUGAAGAUGCAGAACCAGUCUUGAAAGUCCAUCAGGCUAAUUCUGGGGAAAUUGAAAGUCAAAUAGACAGAAUAUGUGAGAUGGGAGAGGUGAUGAGAAAAUCUGUGCAAGUGGAUGAUGAGCAAUUCUUUAAAGUUCAGGAGAAACUGGCUCAGCUGGAGCUUGAAAACAAAGAGCUGCGUGAGCUGUUGUCAAUCAGCAAAGAAUCCUUCGAGGUGGGGAGAGAAGAUCUGCCAGACUGUGAAGCUUAGGCCACAAAAACCUCAUCUCCAAGCCUUCAGAGACUGUUAUGAAACUACCUGACAAGGAUUUGUUGUUUCAGGUGUUUCCUUGUAUAUUUGUUUUAUCCUUAAUGUGUGUGGGCUGUUUUCUCUGCAUUUUUCUGAAGUGUUGAUGGCAAAAGCUUGCACCCUGCUCUGUCUUAGUACCUGCAGCACUCAGAUGCUUAACACUGAAGUAUUUGAUGUGUCUUCCCUUGUGAUGGUUCAUUUCCUCUCCCUUUGUUAUUUUUUUAUGAGCUUUAGUUAAUAAUUCCAGCUGUGCAGAUGGCUCUUAAAUCCAUCUUGUGUGUAGCUAGAGAACAUAAUGCAGGUUGUGACUGUCGUGCUUGAUGGAAGGAGUAAGAGAUGAUUGAGAAACCACAGUGUGAAUGGCAGGGCCGUGGUUUGCUCUGGCUGCACAGGGCAGCUGGGCUCUGCAGAGUGAGUGACCCUCAGAUUCUGGCUGGCCUGACUUUGUUACUUUGCCACUGCUGAGGGGCAGUGGGAGAACAGCAGAUGCCAGCAGAGCACUUGAAGGAGCUACUCCUGUUCAGAGCAAACUUUACCUUGUUUUAGGGGUGAAGAUUGGUGUUAACGACCCUUCCUGACACACACAUUUUUGAAGGAUUAACCUUUUUUGAUCGAUAGACCUGUCCCAGCCUUACAGCGCUCCCAGUUAUCAGCCAGCCCUGCUCUGUUGGUGUGCUCAGAGCCUGCCAGAGCACAGCACCUGCAGAUCAAAGCUCUUUGGCCUCCCACUGCUUUGGGUUCAGGCAGAAUGAGCUCAGGUCUGCCUCAAAACUAAACAAACCACCUCCAUACAGAGAUUUUUUAAUGUCACAUCACAGGUGAGUGUGGUGACAAGUGUUCCAUAGUUACUGCAGGUCCUGUAUUGAGUGCAAUUAGAGGUGCAGUCUUGUAGAAGUUUCUCACUAGGGUGGUAUUUUUAAUGACACUUUUAUAUAAAGAUUUCUGUCCUACCUGUGAUCAAAGAAUAAUCUUCCAAGAACAGUAAACAUCUCAUUUCCACUAUUAGCUUAAAUUUUUAAUGCCACUUUUUCCCAAGUGAGACUUUUGAUAGAUGCAGAAGGUGACUCGUUCCUGUGUUUACUGAGAGACAGUGAACACUGGAGACAUUGUGAAAUUUGGAAUAUCCAGCAAGACUGGUAGAUAUAAGGGAUUUCUGUACAGGAGUGCUCUGGUAUACAAUCCUGUUCUAUUAGAAAUUGUUCAGGAGGGAAUUAAAAAAAAACCCAAUGGGAAA